AGCUCUGAUUUUCCUUUGUGUAAAAAAUAAAAUAAUCGCGCAUCCGCACGGACUCGCGCUGCGCGCACACCGCUCUGGUUAAACCAGCGCCGUUUCUCUUUUCUAGUUAAACGGAAAUAAGAAUAAAGAAAAUGCAUCUUUACAAUUUCAUCGGUAUUUCCCCAUGUAAGCACACACAUUCCCCCGUAUGUUAGUAUUUGGUGUAUAGCAGUUAGAACGAGCGCUGGUUUGAGGUUUAGAGAGACCGGGCUGUAAGUAGGUCGGGCUGGGUUUAAGCGGCUUUAGCCUGCGUCAGCCUAAGCUGGGAGGAAUUCACCCAAAGCCCUCCGCGGUAGGCGGGGGCCUAAACGAGGCUGGCCUAGUUAAGCCUGAUUCUUAUUGUUGCCGUGUGUGUUGUGUAACACAGAGCAGAGAAGAUCUCGGAUGAGAGAGAGUACAUGCGUUAGACAGAGACUGUUUGAUUGAGAAUCCAUGAAGGAGGAGAAAGAAGAGGGACAAGGAAGAGAGUGAGUGAGAGUUAAACCAGUAUUAGCCUGAGCCUCAUCACAGAACAGAAAGAAAAGGGAGGUAGAGAACCAGACCAAAUCUCAAAAGGGGAGGAAACGAAGCGAGAUAUUGUGUUGAGUUAGUGCUGGUGUCUAGGCCUGGCUCGGUUCAGUCUGGUUCCCUGGGCUAUGUUCUAAGAUGUCGUCUGGGUCCGUCUACAUGUCGUCCAGUAUGGUGGGUAAGGCUCGCUCGUCCAACUUCACCCUGUCUGAGAAACUGGACCUGCUGAAGCUGGUCCGCCCACACAUUCGCAUCCUGGAGGAGCACACCAACAAGCACGCUGUCAUCGUGGACAAGAACAAGUGCUGGGACACAGUGUCUGAGCAGUACAACGUCCUGGGGGGGGACAGGCCACCCCGCACUGCUCAGGGCCUACGCACCCUCUACAAGAGGCUGAAGGAGUCGGCCAAACAGGAAGUGAUGCAACGGAGACAUGCCCAGCCAGAGUACAGAGGGAGUAUAUCUGAACCAACCAGGAGAGUGAUGGAGAUGAUCCCUCACCUUUUCCGUCACGGAGCUGUCCACCAUGAUAAAGACCCAGCAACGAUGCACAGGAUGAUGUAUAAGCAUGACUCUCCUAUGGAGCAACCUGGCAGCAGCUCCUCCCUCCCAGACUACCCAUCAAACCCCGUCACACACCACCUGGACCAGGAUGUGGUCAGGCUGGACCAGGAUGUGGUCAGGCUGGACCAGGAUGUGGUCAGGCUGGACCAGGACGUGGACGUGAAGCCUCCGCCAGACCUGACCAUCCUCUCCACGCGUGUGGGGGUGGUGCUAGGAGGAGAGGGGGCGGAGGAGGAAGAUGAGGAGUUGGGCAGUGUCCAUGGUUAUGACGGCUCCCUCUCUCCCUGCCCAUCCUCCGUCGUCCUGCCCCUCUCCACCUCACCCGUUACACUGCAACGUGACCUUUACCCUCAUGACCACUACCCCCGCCGUGACCCUGACAGGCUCCGUCCCCUUCAGCUGGCCAAGGAGGAGCACGAGCAGGUCAUGACCAAUCACAGACAGAUGGGUGUAUACUUGGAGGAGAAGAGGGAGGGGCUAAAGAGGAAGCAGGAACUGGAGGAGGAGCUUCUGAGAGCAAAAAUCAAAGUAGAGAAACUGAGGGCAGCCAGGCUGAGACAUGGACUACCACUGCCCCUAUAACUAACACACUCAUUGCCUGAUUGGACUGACCAUUUGGCACUCAGGAGGAUGCUCUGAAUUGUUUGUAUUUCUGUGUUGAAUGUUUAGCGUGUGGAAGAGGGGUUUGGCCUGAGAAAUAAUGUUUGUGUGAUGAACAGUGAGUUUGAGGGAGGAUUUAAAGGUCCGAUGCAGCCUUCUCUAUCUCAAUAUCAAAUCAUUUCUGGGUAACAAUGAAUUACCUUACUGUGAUUGUUUUCCAUUAAAAUAAUCAAAAAGAGACAAAAAUAGAUUCUUAGCAAAGUUCAAUUUCUCAAGUAAGAAUUUUGCUAGGGAUUGUCUGCGAGUGGUCUGAGUGGGGAGGGGAAAACUGAAAACAAACUGUUAUUGGCAGAACAGUUUGGAACUCUCUUUCUUAUUGGUCUAUUAACACAUUUAUGGUGAUGUCACCAGGCAGGUCAAAACUCCAUCCCAUCAGAACAGGCUGAAAUUUCAGCCGAUCUUUUCAAACAUCUCAUACGCUAAAAGGGCAUUAUCAUUAAUUUCACCAUUUCACAGUAUUCCAAUCUCAUAGUAUGGAAAUAUACAGUACCAGUCAAAAGCUUGGACACAUCUACUAAUUCAAUUGUACUAUUUUCUACAUUGUAGAAAAAUAGUGAAGACAUCAAAACUAUGAAAUAACACAUAUUGAAUCAAAAAACCAAAACACAUAUUGAACCAAACAGUGUUCAACAAAUGAAAAUAUAUUUAAUAUUCUUCGAAGUAGCCACCCUUUUGUCUUGAUGACAGCUUUGCACACUCUUGGCAUUCUCUCAACCAGCUUCAUGAGGAAUGCUUUUCCAACUGUCUUGAAGGAGUUCCCACAAAUGCUGACCACUUGUUGGCUGCUUUUCCUCCACUCUGCAGUCCAACUCAUCCCAAACCAUCUCAAUUGGGUUGAGGUCGGGUGAUUGUGGAGGCCAGGUCAGCUGAUGCUGCACCAUCUCUCUCCUUCUUGGUCAAAUAGCCCUUACACAGCCUGGAGUUGUGUUUUAGGUCAUUGUCCUGUUGAUAUACUAAUGAUAGUCCCACUAAGCGUAAACCAGAUGGGAUGGUGUAUCGCUGCAGAAUGCUUUGGUAACUAUGCUGGUUAAGUGUGCCUUGAAUUCUAAAUAAAUCACAGAUAGUUUCAUGAGCAAAGCACCAUCACACCUCCUCCUCCAUGCUUCACGGUGGGAACCACACAUGCGGAGAUCAUCCGUUCACCUACUCUGCGUCUCACAAAGACAUGGUAGUUGGAACCAAAAAUCUCACAUUUGGACUCAUCAGACCAAAGGACAUAUUUCCACCGGUCUAAUGUCCAUUGCUUGUGUUUCUUGGCCCCAAAAAGUAUCUUCUUAUUGGUGUCCUUUAGUAGUGGUUUCUUUGCAGCAAUUAGACCAGGAAGGCCUGAUUCAAGCAGUCUCCUCUGAACAGUUGAUAUUGAGAUGUCUGUUACUUGAACUCUGAAGCAUUUAUUUGGGCUGCAAUUUCUUAGACUGGUAAUGCCAAUGAACUUAUCCUCUGCAGCAGAGGUAACUCUGGGUCUUCCUUUCCUGUGGCAGUCUUAAUGAGAGCCAGUUUCAUCAUAGCGCUUGAUGGUUUUUGCGACUGCAAUUGAAGAAACUUUAAAAGUUCUUAAUGUUCCCUAUUGACUGACCUUCAUGGCUUAAAAUAACGAUGGACUGUAAUUUCUCUUUGCUUAUUUGAGCUGUUCUUGCCAUAAUAUGGACUUGGUCUUUUACCAAAUAGGGCUAUCUUCUGUAUACCACCCCUACCUUGUCACAACACAACUGAUUGGCUCAAACGCAAUAAGAAGGAAAUACAUGUUUCAACAAGGCACACCUGUUAAUGGAAAUGCUUUCCAGGUGACUACCUCAUGAAGCUGGUUGAGAGAAUGCCAAGUGUGUGCGAAGGCAAAGAAGAAGAAUCUCAAAUAUAUUUUGAUUUAACACUUUUUUUGGUUACUACAUGAUUCCAUAUGCGUUAUUUCAUAGUUUUGAUGUCUUCGCUAUUAUUCUACAAUGUAGAAAAUAGUAAAAAUAAAGAAAAACCAUUGAAUGAGUAGGUGUGUCCAAACUUUUGACUGGUACUGUAUAUAAAACACAGGUAAAUCUUGUUUUUGACUGCACUGGGCCUUUUGAACAGUGUCUUUGCGUAAGGAAGUGUGUGUUUUUAGUGAGGAUUUAAACAGUGUGUUUGCGUGUGCGACAGUGUGUGUGGUGACUACGGUUGAGCUAUGACUCUGGAGCAAAAGACAAUACAGAUCUCUGCUUUUGUCAGACAAGAGGCGCUACUAUCAUUGGUUUUAAAACUGGUACUAUUUUGACUGGUUUCAUUUCGUUCAAAACCCUGUGUUGCUUUACCAUCCUAUUAGGAGGGAAGAUGAUAGGUGAU
Molecule: messenger RNA, 4083 nt
Organism: Salvelinus fontinalis (brook trout)
Lineage: Eukaryota; Metazoa; Chordata; Actinopteri; Salmoniformes; Salmonidae
Product: fibrinogen silencer-binding protein-like
Exons: 2
Coding region: 685-1692 (335 amino acids)
Source: RefSeq, a predicted model, not a curated record